Molecule: messenger RNA, 2548 nt
Organism: Oryzias melastigma (Indian medaka)
Lineage: Eukaryota; Metazoa; Chordata; Actinopteri; Beloniformes; Adrianichthyidae
Gene: mei4
Product: meiosis-specific, MEI4 homolog (S. cerevisiae)
Exons: 5
Coding region: 180-1130 (316 amino acids)
Biological process (GO): homologous chromosome pairing at meiosis; DNA recombination; meiotic DNA double-strand break formation
Cellular component (GO): lateral element
Source: RefSeq, a predicted model, not a curated record
GUCAAGAAACCGGAAGUGUGCUAAAGCGAUUUCCGGUUAGAAAUCCGGGAGCAACUGAAAAAGUUCCAUAGCCGCGCUCACUUACUUCUCCUCAACACCUGUCUCACGUCAACGAUUACUGGCGAAUUAGAGUUUCUAUUUCAAGUUAACUGUAUCGACUAAAGACGGAAACGUCAAUAAUGGGAAGUCUUGAGGACAAUUUAAAAGACUGGCUUUUAAUGGAGGCCAAAAUCGCGGUAGCAGUGGCUAUCAUAAAGUCAAAGCCCCCCGGUGUGAGCGGCCGGGAGCACGCGCGUGCUCUGAGCAUCAGGCUGAGGAGGCAGGAGGAGAGCUGGAAGGACCGGGUCCAGAGCCUGGAGCAGGAGCUGCUGAGGCUGAGACAGGACAAUCUGAUCAGGAGGAUGACGUCAAACUCAACCAGCAGCGGCUGCAUAGAGGCAGCAGGUGAUGCCAGCAGAGUGGACGCCACCUCGGAGGAUCUGUUUUGUUCAGGAACCCUCUCAUGCAGUGCAGAUCUUCAACCGAACGCCUUCACGCAGGACUCCAAACUCGCCACUCCUACCCCUGCUGGGCGGCAGCUUCCCUUCUCCCAAACACAUGACUCUCAUGUGCGGUUCCUCAGGUCGCUGUGUGGUCUGCAACAGCUACAAGGCAACAGUCAAGGUCAGGAGGCUCUGUGGUUCGGCUACGACGGCGAGAUGUGCUCGGUGUUUGCCGACACCGUGUGUCAGCUUCUGGACUCCGUGGUGGCAGCCUGCAGACACCCCCCUGCCGUGGGACCCACUGACCUUGUGUCGCAGGCCUGCCAGGUGGCAGCGCGAGCGUUGGACCUUUUCUGCUCACAGAGGAGGCCAUCUGUGGAGCUCCGAAGUCGCGUGGAGGAGCCACUGAGGGAGCUGACUCGAAUGCUGCUUCACAGCAAACAGCCCAGCAGACUGCAGGAUGCAGAGAGGCUGAUGGAGUACCUGAUCGCACUGGGGAGCAGCAGCUUAUCACAGUCCUUUCUCAUCCGUCACAUUCUUUCAGAGAUCAUCACUCUGGCUGAUCGGCUCUGGCAGGCCGCCCAGGCCAGUGGACACAUCUUCUUAAAGGCGACGGCAGAUGCUCCGUCGCUCCGUCACCUUCGAUGACAGGUAAGUAUCAGAUCUUUAAUCGAGGGUAGAAGAAGUAUGACUCCAUCAGGGAGCGCUGUCACUGUGAGGAAUGUUAAUGCAGCAGGAGCAGGAAUUCACAGAGGAGGACUUUGAUUAUAUGCUGUCCGCACACUGCAUUCUCAAGAUAUGCCUGCUGCGCUUUGAAGAGCAGUUUUUAUCCAUCAGUAGGAACAAAAAAAAGCUGUGUCACUGCUGCCUCAUGCCCACACCUGUUCUUUUAUUUCCCUCAGCAGCUUUUAAAAUAUACGAUCACAUCUACAGUUUUACUGUCACAUGAUUCAAACCAACAAAUGAACCAAAGUUUGACAUCAUAGAAAAGGAAAAAUCAAAUGUACUCUGAUGUUUAUCAUGUUUUUCUGUCUCUUUUCCACCUUUGUGACUUUUCUUUCACUCUACUCCCCCCUGCUGGAUAAAUUGUUCAAAGCUUCCCCGGUUUAUCGAUGAUAUUGUAUGACAGCUCCACAAACACAGUGAGCGCUCGGAGGGGAACAGAAAGGACUGGCAUCCUUUCAUGUCCUCAAAGUAUCCGUAUAAUCCUCCGCCAGAGCGUAAAGAGGCGAAGGGGCUUCAAACGGUGUCAAUACAGGAUUUAAUCAGAAUUAUUGAUCAGUGUUGGGGGAGAGUAAGCAGAAAAUUUGAACAGCUUGACACAAUUGUGUUCAAGGACCAACAAUCUGCUUCUCUGCGAGCGGUCACUGAGUCCCAUCCUGAGAGUGUAACAACCUGUCCGUCAGGCGUUUGAGAAAACAACAGGGCAGACAUCAAAGGAGUUGGAGAAACAAAACAAGAUUUUAGUUAUCAAAAUGUAUUUAAAGAUGCACAUAUGUGCUUUCACAAAUGAUUCUGAGAAAAAUAAGUGAAACUCCAGUAAUCCACUCUCACUGUCAGGAAAGAACUGUUACUGUUGAUCUCAAACUCUGUCGUUUUUUUAGAGCAACAAACGAGCUCCAGAAGACGUAGUUUACUGUUAUUCAUGAGGACACUGCAGCUCAAUUAAAACACUCUUCCAAUUAAGGAGCUCUGGGAAUCAAACUAAUACUCAGCUCUAGAGCCUUUAACUUUUUUUUUUAAUUUAACAAUUAAGAAAUAAUCCAAUUUCUGACAGAAUGUUAUUUAAAAUAUAUAUUUUUAAAAUGCAGUGGGAUGUAUUUAGACUUAUUGAUGGCAAAACUUAAUGUUUACAAAUACAUUUUUUUAGGUUAAGACUUUCAGAACAGUGGAAUCUAUCAUGACCGAUCUGACUUUGAUUGUUUGAGACAAAAACAUUUAAAUUGUAAUUUGAUUUCAGUUACAAUCAUCAAAUCUAACUUAAAAAAUUUUUUUUUUAUGAAAAGCGCUUCUCAUACUUUGUGCAAUACGAUGCGUUUUACAAAAAAAAAAAAAAAAAAACACAA